AUGGGAGAAGGAGAAGAAAACGAAGCAGAUCCAAAUGAGAGAUCUUUGGCAUUGUCCCCUACUUGGUCUGUUGCUAUAGUGUUGACUGUCUUCGUCGUUGUUUCUUUGAUCGUUGAGCGCUCCAUUUAUCGUCUUAGCACUUGGUUGAGGAAAACAAAGAGGAAACCUUUGUUUGCUGCGUUGGAGAAGAUGAAACAAGAGUUGAUGCUGCUUGGCUUCAUAUCACUUCUUCUUACAGCUACAUCCAGCACAAUAGCUAACAUUUGUGUCCCUUCGAGUUUCUACAACGACAGAUUUGUUCCGUGUACACGUUCUGAGAUUGAAGAGGAACUUGAAAACGAGUCAGCUGUCAAGCGGAAUCUUUUAACGAAAUCCGUUUUUUCCAACAUCUUUAGGAGAAGAAGGUUGGAAGGCAUUAACCAGGCUACUUGCAGCGAGGGGCAUGAGCCGUUUGUUUCAUACGAAGGCCUGGAACAGUUGCAUCGUUUCAUCUUUAUAAUGGCAGUUACACAUGUCACUUACAGCUGCUUGACCAUGCUCCUUGCAAUCGUCAAGAUUCAUAGUUGGAGGAUCUGGGAAGAUGUAGCUCGUAUGGACCGACACGAUUGCUUAACUGCGGUGACACGGGAAAAAGUAUUCCGAAGGCAAACAACAUUUGUCCAGUAUCAUACAUCUGCUCCUCUGGCCAAGAAUAGAUUGCUUGUAUGGGUGACAUGUUUCUUCCGGCAAUUCGGACAUUCUGUUGUUCGUUCGGACUAUCUUACUCUCCGGAAGGGAUUCAUUGUGAAUCACCACCUCACAUUAAAGUACGAUUUUCACAGCUACAUGAUUCGUUCAAUGGAGGAAGAGUUCCAAAGGAUCGUUGGUGUGAGUGGGCCGCUUUGGGGGUUCGUAGUUGCUUUCAUGCUCUUUAACAUAAAAGGAUCGAAUCUUUAUUUCUGGAUAGCAAUCAUUCCUAUUACUCUUGUUCUUGUGGUUGGUACCAAGCUGCAACACGUAAUAGCAACUUUGGCAUUGGAGAAUGCCGGUUUAACAGAAUAUCCUUCCGGAGUGAAGCUGAGACCUCGCGAUGAACUUUUCUGGUUCAAUAAACCAGAGCUACUCUUAUCCCUUAUCCACUUUAUUCUAUUCCAGAAUUCUUUUGAACUGGCUUCGUUCUUCUGGUUCUGGUGGCAGUUCGGAUACAACUCUUGCUUCCUUAAGAAUCAUCUCCUUGUUUACUUUCGACUUAUUUUAGGGUUUGCUGGACAGUUUCUAUGCAGCUACAGCACACUGCCACUAUAUGCACUGGUCGCUCAGAUGGGAACGAACUAUAAAGCGGCUCUGAUACCUCAGAGGAUAAGAGAGACGAUUCGUGGUUGGGGAAAAGCGACCAGAAAGAAAAGAAGACACGGGUAUUAUGGCGAUGAUUCAACUGUUAGAACAGAGACAAGCACGGUUGCAUCUAUUGAAGAAUAUGACCAUCAAGUGCUUGAUGUUGUUGAAACUUAUCCGGAACAACAACAACAACACACUGAGCUUGAAUUACAGCCAAUUCAACCUCGUACUGCGUCUGUUUCUGUACCUAAUGAAUAUUCAAGUAGAGUUGGAACACCUCUUCUUCGACCUUGUGCCUCCAUUUCUUCGACAACGACAAAAGAGUUAAGAACAGAACAUAUGGAAUCACUCUCGAGAUCGGCUUCAUUGCCAGUGAGAAGAGAGUGA
Messenger RNA from Arabis nemorensis, 1704 nucleotides. The record is from the annotation of a GenBank genome assembly. Lineage: Eukaryota; Viridiplantae; Streptophyta; Magnoliopsida; Brassicales; Brassicaceae.